Messenger RNA from Bradysia coprophila, 5023 nucleotides. It is a transcript of the gene jvl, whose product is annotated as javelin-like. NCBI's taxonomy places the organism in Eukaryota, Metazoa, Arthropoda, Insecta, Diptera, Sciaridae. The record is from RefSeq and is a predicted model, not a curated record.
AUUCAACCAUCAUAAAAUUAGUGACGUGGGGAGACGAACGUUCUGGUUGGCGUGCUUCAACAAUAAUCGCGAUAUACAAAAAUUAUACGAAAACGGUUUGAAUGAAAUAAACUUCAUGUGAGUCAGACGCCGAUUACCAAUCAGCAUGUACGCGCGUCAUACUCUCUCGUGAAAUGGUUAUAAAGUUUUUUUUUAUUUCUUAUUGUUCUGUUGUUUUCAUUACAAAACGUUUUUGUUGAAUAAGGAAGUCCUUUAUUGUUGGUUAAUGGUUUAAAUAAAAAAAAUUGUUUGUUUGAAUAGCCAAAAGGAAAUUUGUUUCUUGUGAUUAAGUUGAGGACUGGUUUGAUAAAAAUUGUCUGAAUUUCUGAAGCGCUACGAAAUUAGUUUGGUGUCAAGACAGUUUAGAAGAAUUAUCAUGAUGUGAGAGAAUUUGUGUGCGGAAAAAAGUGCCUUGAAUAAAUAGAAGAAAAAAAAAAUUGUUAAAAAUAUUUCACUCAUUGAAAUGCAUAUCUUUGUUAUAUUAGUUCACAAGUGAUGUUAACAUUUUGUUCCAAAAAGAAGAAUUUUAUUACUGAAGAAGUGAAUCAUCUAAUUGAAUGAAUAUAAUGAUUGUACAAAUCAUUGGAACUGGAUAUACGUUAAUAAACAUCAGCUAAUUCAGCAGAAAUUGUACGUGGAAUAAUUAACAUCAAUAACGUUGCAUGAUUAGGAACGAAUUGUGCACUUUGGGAUCUAGACCAGGAAUGGAGUGUAUGCCUCUACGAUCACCACCAGGACCAUAUCAUUAUCACGUGACUGACCAAACCAAAUCAUUACAGGAACUACAGAAUGAAGUCGGCGCCUUAUUGGAGUUUCGAGAUUUGGUCAUCGAAACGUUUCCGGAUCUUAAACAUAAAAUGGCAUCAAUUUCAGCAUCAAACACAAUCACUGGAAUUCCGUCAUCAUCACUGGCAUCAAGACGAGAUUGGGAGCCAGGAAUACGAGUUCGACGUAAACUAACACAAAAAGAAAACGGUGAAAUAUCCUCGUCAUUGACUAGAAGUAGAAGCAAUUCACAUAGUGGUAAAAAGGAACCAAAGAGUGGUGAAGGUAAUGGCAGCGUUGUACAAGAUUCCGGAUUUUCCACCGAAACUAGUUCGUCCAAAGACACAUCAUCAACGACUGGCGCGAUGACUGGACCCAUUGGAAUUAUUCAACAUCCAGCUCAUCGGGCACCGAUUGAGGCCGAAGAUGAACUAUGGAAUCUAUUAGAUGUAAUACAUAGAAAAAGUACGAGACUUAGAGAGGAGGUGGAUCAUUUACAGAAGUUGGAACGGGAGAAAUUUAGAAAUAGUGGAAAUAGUACCGGUAUGUCGGCAAUGUUUCACAGUCAAUUGGAUAGGCUAAGUAAAGACGAUGUACAUGUGUUGCGUUCGGAACGUGAUCGUCUUUUGAACAAAUUGUCCGAAAUGGAAGCUGAAACGCGUGCAGGACGUUUAAAGGUCGAUAUGAUGCACGACGAAUUGGAGGCAUUACAUUCAGUCAAACGCGAUUUAGAAGAACAAUUAAAAUUAGCUUUAAGUCAAAAGAUAGACAUCAAUUCUAGAAUACAUGACAUGCAUCAGCAAUUUGUCAGCAAGAGCAUACCAAGUUCACCAGAGUCGACAAAACCUCGCCUUCUUAUGCCCUCCAGCGUACGUAAAUUAUCGACGGAUUCAACCACACCUACACCAAUAUUAACAACAACAGCAACAACAACAACAUCGACUGCUACUACUCAUCAUCCGAACAAUGUACAAGGUACUUCAACACACCAGCUAAUUUCAAGUCGUUUAUCCAGUGCAACAACAUUCACACCAAUUAAAUUAACGUCGGACAACUAUGAUAUGUUUGCCGAUGCGAAACAUUUAAAAAAUGAAUUGAAUUUGGGUCGAUUGGAUGGAUUGGUUAGUUCGCCGAAUCGAAGUUGUAGGGUACGAAUGACCGACUCGAAGAAAAUUGCUGCCAUAUUAUUAGAAACAAAUACGGUUGAACUGCAACGGCAUUUGUUGACAUUGACGGUGCAAAAUCAGGUACUAACUCAGCGCUUAGAACAAGCUACAAAGUCCAAAAUUUACUUAAUCAAAAAAUUGGAUAAAGCGAAAGAAGACAUAGACGAUUUACGGUUUCAGCUUGAAGAACGUAACAUUGAAUUGGAAGGAACAAAAGCCCAAAUGCGGGUACUAGAAUCGAAACAUCAACACAAGUCUGACUAUUGUUCGUCCUCGCGUGACUCUACUCAAUUAAUUCAGUCCCAAGUGUCAACGCCCAGUAUGAAAGCAAUGAUUCCACUCAUCAUGGAUGAACAACACCACUAUCAUAACAGCAGUAGCACCGAAUCGGCGCAAGAUCAAACCGAAUGUGAACAUCGGAAUCCUGAAACGCCGCGUAAAAGGCCUCCCAGCAAGAUACCAUUGCCCGGAACAAAAGGCUAUUUAGCACCGAAACCGCCAACCGGUCGAAAUUCCAUAACGACCCGGAAUAGUCCGUCGGGUCCACCGUCAAAUAGAAGUUUAAGCAAAAGCACUGGUAGUUUAGUCGGCCGUACUGGUCCAAGUUCUGUAACGAAAAAAGACGACUUUACAAGCAUCACCAAUCGACCGGAGUCAGCUCAAAGCAUACGAAAAGAUUCGUCCCUAAGCAAUAGCGGUCGCAGUUCAUCCAUUCCAAUUUCAUCAAAAACGGCCACACCGAUUCGAUCAAACAAUUCGCCCAUACCAAAGCCGAAACGUGAUUCGUUGUCGCAGCGAACGAAAAACAUGGACUCAUUGUCGCGCAUCCAAAUAUCGGCCACAUCGACGCCAACCAAUUCGUCAAGUAAUUUAUACAAAACAAAUUCCAAAAAAGAUUUGAGUUCCAGUUUUAGUACCGGACAAAGUCGUGAUAAAAAGUCAGUGACUACGCCGACCAGACGAUUGAGUAGCACAUCGGUGGGCCGGGGUGUUGUCGAAACGGCGACUAUCGUCGAACAGGACACAGGAAAGACACCAUUCGCCACUAACGACAUCCCAACAAAAUUAUCACCUUUGCUGCCGCAGCAAUCAACAAACGAAAAUCGAAAUCUAAUCCGUGAAUACUUUACCCGGACUCGACUGCCGCCAGCAAUAUUCAAGCCUUCCUAUACUCCAUUCACUCCACCGCCACAAUUAGACAUUGCCUACACACAUCCUGCUCGUUUGUUAACCAAUUCAACCGUUGCUCAACCAGAAAGUAUUUACAUAGAAACGAAUCGUGAAAUCGAAAUUAAAUACGUGGAUGACAAUUCCAUUGAACUGUUGGAUGCUGGCUGUGAAAAAUCGUGUCAACGAAAAGCAUCACCGCAUGCGAACAAUGAUAGUCCUAGUAGUAGUAGUAGUAAUAAUGGCAAAGAGAAGCCAAUUGCCUUUCAAUCGUUUGUCGUUGAUGCGCCAACAGGUGCAGUGAAUUUGUGUAAAUUAAUCGGCAAGGUCAGUCCGAAUCUGGUGAAGACCUGGGAACAAUUGAAUGAUGUGACCGGGAACGCCAAACCGAAUUAUCUUCGUUCGACAUCGAAUGAAAGCGAGAAAAUCCUCUAUCCGGAGCCCACCGACGUGGCGGCGGGCAAGCAAUAUCAGGUCAAUCAUGUCGUCCACUCCGGUUCGUCGGAAGAUUUUUUCGACAGCAUUGAUGGCAAAAUGAAUUCGGACAUAGAAUGUUUAGUUUCGUUGUGUUGUGAUAAUAUCGACGAUGGUUAUGCGGCCGGCGAAGUAAUGGCCGAAUUCGAGUCAUUGGACCGGCGAAAAAUUUGUUGGUCAAUCGAAAGUAGUCGGGUUGUUAGCGGUAAAAAUUGAGAGGGGAUCUUAGCUCGACAAGCAGAUGUCUUAGCUCCGUUCGUAAAUGAGGCACACGAUAGCCACCGUAAGGUUUAAUCUGUCUCGUCGAAGGUGUGCAAUUCAAAACUCUCUAAGAUUUUUAGAGCUCUUGAAUUUUGAGCAACAGAUGAUCAAAACGAAAGAAUAAGUUGUUGAACAUCAGAUCUAUUGCCAAAAAACAUAUUCCCAAACGAAUUAGUGAAAUUAUAAUCGUUGAGUUUUAGUAUGAUGAAAAUCGGUUCAGCCAAACCAAAAAUAUCAAUUGUCUUACCAUUUCAAGGCUGCUCAGCUGUCUUUCAGACAUUACUUUUUUAUCAUUGCAAAUUCUAGCAUCCUUAUUCUCUGUUGUACAGUAGCAACAAAAUCCAAAAUAUCGAUGCUCUACAAAUGUCUGUUCAAUGGACAGUUGAAAUAAAUCGUUAGAAAUUGCAUGAUCAAUGUAAACGAAGUGAAACCGACCCUUACCGUUCAUUUGGUGAUAUCAUUUGUUUGUGUCUAUAAAAUCAUUUUAUAUCUUUCGGAUCCUUCAAUUAGAUACAAUUGCAGUUGACCGAGAUAAAAGUUUGUCUUAAGAAAUCUCAAUAAAAAUCAGAAAAAUUGACUCCAUCGAACAGCAACAUGUACCAAAAUAGCAAACAACAAUGGGAAGACUGUAUAUUCUCCCUUGUUGACACUUUUGUCAACAAUUAUAACGUUGAUUGCAUCGAUACUUUUGCUGAUUUAAACAUUGGGAGCAGAAUGAAGAAAUCAAAGCCACAUCUACUGCACAAGGAAAUAUUAUAGCUGCAGCUACAGAGACUUUGAUUGAGAUGGGAUCAGUUGCUUCCUUUUCGUUCGGAAAUGAAUCCCUGAGGAGGUCUACGGUUAAUCGAAAAAAGAAUUCUCUUAUGAUCGAGUGAGAAGUUAUUUUUUUAAAUUUGCGUUGCUAUACCAAGGACUUUAAUCACUUUUGCUCAUUUUAUUAAUUCAAUUAAAAGACUCAAACGAUAUGGUUGCUUAAAUGUUUCGAAAGAAAAUGUUAUCCGACGACUCUAAUGAUCCAUUUUUGAUUCAUGUUUCUCGUCCAAUUCAUUUUUAAAAGUAAAAAAUUCCAAAAAUUAUCACAUUUGAAUUUGUAUAUUUAAACAAAACAAUCUACUAAGCAAAAUAAAAAUAUUUCCAAUUUAAAAGAAAAA